AUGCGUAUGCCACGUAUGAAAAAAGAGGCCCCUGCCUCGUCAUCGCUCACAGCGUCCGAGUCAGCGCAAUUCCGCCGCAUCUUUGAGCUGCUUGAGCAGGAAAUGGGCACUUCGGAGACCUCAUCAACGAUGCCGUUCGAGGCCCACUUGGGCCAGUUUGCCGAGCGCCACUCGCUUGCGCCGGAGAAAAUCACGGCGCGUGGUGGUGGUGUAGGCACGCGAUUCGAGGCGAGUCGUGAAGGGCUGGCAGCUCAGUUGUCGACCGAAGAAUUGGAUCGCGGCGUAGAUCAGAUUUGGGCGGCCUUGCAGUCGCAGACGUCCGCCGCAGAGGCAUGGGCCUGGGCCGAGCAGCAUGUAUGGGGCACGCAAAAGGAUACAGGAAGUGACGAGGCGCGGCCCAUGUAUGGAACGCAGACGGCCUUCUACGCGCCGGCGCUGCAUAUGUUGUUGCUAACGCUACGCGAUCGAUUCCAUGCACCGCACACGGCGCUGGCCGUGUUAUCGCAUACGCAUGCUAUGGGCCCACACUCUUCUGUGCUGGGAUGCACAUCGUCGUUGUAUGCCGAGGUCAUCCGCACAUACUGGCUAUGCCUCCAAGAUGCACCAGGCGUCCUACAGACGGUCCGCGAAGCAAGGUCGUCGGGCAUUUUGGCGCCAAUGUCAUCACGCCGGCCAGUGCAUGGAGAAGACGAUGCGAUACGAGAACAAAUUGAGCGUGUGCGUACGGAGCUUCGUACGCAGGCGACAGACAGUGCGCAAGCACGAACGGCGCUCACACUGGAUGCGCCAGCUACACUAACCAUGUACGACGAUGAACAAGAACAAGUACAAAUUUCAGCCGAGCUACGUCGUAUUGCAGGACACACGUCGCGGUACACAGAAGCACCAGCACCCACAUCAUCGGCAACGCCCAAGCACAAGAAACGACGGAGUCGCAAGUCGUCUGUACCCCGGCCGCCACCGCCGCCUUCAUCGUCGUCAUCGUCCCUGCUAAUCUACCCACAAAAUCCGCAGGCAUUGCUGCGCACCAAGGUACGGCGGCACGCCAUCGAGCCAGAACACGCUUGA
This is a messenger RNA of Malassezia pachydermatis, 1068 nucleotides long. RefSeq lists its product as hypothetical. The coding region runs from base 1 to 1068 and encodes 355 amino acids. Gene Ontology annotation, cellular component: mitochondrion. NCBI's taxonomy places the organism in Eukaryota, Fungi, Basidiomycota, Malasseziomycetes, Malasseziales, Malasseziaceae. The record is from RefSeq and is a predicted model, not a curated record. The transcript has a single exon.